Molecule: messenger RNA, 2463 nt
Organism: Anopheles marshallii
Lineage: Eukaryota; Metazoa; Arthropoda; Insecta; Diptera; Culicidae
Product: ubiquitin carboxyl-terminal hydrolase Usp2-like
Exons: 11
Coding region: 1-2463 (820 amino acids)
Biological process (GO): protein deubiquitination
Cellular component (GO): cytoplasm
Molecular function (GO): cysteine-type deubiquitinase activity
Source: RefSeq, a predicted model, not a curated record
AUGCCAGUCAUAUCAGCAUAUUCAUCUAGUGGCAGUAGAUACAUUCAGCCGCCUUCCAGUUCAUUAACAAGAUCCAACUACUCCGAUCGCAUAUAUUAUUCACCAUUACUGAGCAGUAAUAAGACAUACAGUAUUAGCAACAGUGGUCUUUAUCGCAAGAGUACUUAUCGUUUUGAUUCACCGUUUACGUCAACUACCUCAUCUCCGCUUUAUCAUCGACGUGAAGAACGUGAUUAUAGCAGCAAGAAUCGUACAAUCAGCAAAAAUUCAGAAGUCACAUCUGAUUGUCUUAAAGCCACUGUUGAUACCGACGAUCCCAACACAAACGGUAAUAUCGAUAGUAUAAAAAACAACGAACGCAGAACCACUAACAGCAACAGAUCCAGUAGAUAUUCAUCGACGGUCAGCAGUUACGCACCGACCAGCCUACGAAACAGUGGUAACUACGUUUCGAAUCUACGUAACACAGCGUUAAGUGGAGCGGAAAUUUAUCAACGCUAUAGUAUCUCUACUUAUAAACCUUCAUCAAGCGUUGCGUCACGCAUAACGCAAUCGAGUUUAAAUUACACCGGAAGCUUACAAGAAAAUUCCAAUUUGAACAAAGACUCAUCGCUAGUUGUUUCUCCCGAAGAUAGACAUCAUUAUAACAGCAAGGAAUCAUUCACGCAGGCUACAAUCAGGUUACGCCCCCCAGCUUCGGCGCAGAACUUGACAAAUGCAAACAGCAAAAACAAAUCAACCAAUGACAGUUGUAAACUAGAAGAUUCAGUUGUGACGUCAAAACCAUCGGCUUCAGCGUUAGUGACUGCAAUUGUAACGACCGACGAUUUGGGUGACGAAGAUGUCGGCGAAACAAAAGUUACAGCAAACGAUGGGAAAGAGCUUCAGGUCACAGCCACGAUACGCAUAAAACCAAAAUGCGGUACAAGUAAAAUUCCGGAUAAAGAAAUAAGGAAAGAAAGUGGAAAUAACAUCCCUGAAAACAGAAGUGUAAUGAACGAUAGCAAUGUAAUCGCUACUAGUAAAGCAAACAGCAGAAGCAGCAUCAGAAACGUAAAGCGUAUAAAUGAUGACGAGUUUGAAGAAGAAAACCAAAGUAAAACGAACAGUUUUCAUAACUAUCAAACGGUUGACACAAACAAUGAUAAAAUCGUGAACAACAGCAAUGACCAUGGAUAUGAAAAGAAGGCUUUGGCAGUUAAUGGCGUGAGUCACGCAUCAAACACCUAUGCCCUUAGCACCACGCAAAAUGAAUACAAUGAUUCAGAAAAAGAAUGCAAUAUUGAUCAGGCCAUGAAUCUUCGGCACAGUGUGGACUUGCACAACACUGUCAAAUCAUCACGAAAUUACCAUGACCAAUCUACUACGGAAAAGGAUACUUCAACAUCGUCGUCUAGAUUGUCCACGUCACUUAAACCCAGUUAUGAGCGAUUGUCGGACGCUAAUGAUUCAUCACGCACCACUAAAGCAGGUCUUUGUGGUUUGUGGAAUAUCGGGAAUACAUGCUUCAUGAACUCUAUGAUUCAAUGUCUCAGUCAUACUCGCGAGCUUACAUCAUUUCUUCGAAGUCAACCAUCAACCGAAUUAGGUACAAACAAGGACCACCGCAUACUGGCAGAAUAUACAAAAUUAAUUAAAAAUAUGUGGAGUGGAUCACAACGUAGCAUUAACCCGUCAGAUUUAAAACAUGCUUUCUCUAGCAAACACCGAAUGUAUUCCGGGUCAGCGCAACAAGAUGCUCAGGAAUUUCUAAGGUUUUUCCUUGAUUCAUUACACGGAGCAUUGAACGUGGCUGUCAAGCGAGAUCCUUUAGGUGAAAUCGAUGAUGCAAUGAACAGCCGGGUUAAAGCAGAUAUGCUUUGGGAAUGGUAUUCAAAAGCUGAAAAUUCAGUCAUAAAAGAUUUAUUUGUUGGACAACUAAGAAGUACUCUUAAGUGCACACAUUGCGAUACCGAGAGUACGAUGUUCGAUCCUUUCUGGGAUUUAAGUCUACCACUGCCCACAACAAAUUCGCGAUGUAAACUUGAAAAUUGUCUCGAAAUGUUUAUAAAAGAAGAGAUCCUCGACGGUAUUGAUCAGCCCACUUGUUCUAAUUGUGAAACUCGACGAAAGUGCACUAAAAGCUUGACAAUUGAACGGUUCCCGCGGUAUCUCGUGAUUCAUCUAAAACGAUUUUCAGAAACUCGAUUCAGCAAACUAACAAAUACAGUAGAAUUUCCAACAAAGAAACGGGAACUGAAUCUUCAACCGUAUGCAUCUGAAGAUAUUUCUGGGCCCGUUUACUACUCCCUGUAUGGAAUUUCGAAUCACAUAGGGUCUACUGCUGGUGGUCAUUAUGUAGCGGUAUGCAAGCAUCCAACAAUUCAAGAAUGGAAUGAAUUUAACGAUAACUACGUCAGCGAAACAUCUGAAGGAAAUUUAGUAACUUCGAAUGCGUAUGUUUUAUUUUAUGAACGAGCAUAA